AUGGGCAGAUUCAGUCUCCCAGAAGCAGGACUACCAGACGUCCAGCUGUCACCCGAACGACGGGCGGCUUUAAUCGCCGAGGUGGACGCGGUGAUCCAGCACACAUUAGAGCUCCGUGGAGCGUUCGCAGCCGGCGGACGUCAACUUGACAAAGAGGCGUGGAAGCUGGUCAAAACCAAAGACGACGUCCGCGCCUACCGGUCGCGUCGCGCGUUGCACGGCGGCGUGACGCACCAUGACCGGUCGGACGUGUUGGCAUCGUCGUCGUCCUCAGACUCGGCUACGCAUCGGUCAACCAUGGACAAACUCACGGGCACCGCGUCGUCUGCUUCAUCAGGUGACAGUGAUCGGCUCCGGCUUAAAAAGACGUCGCGACCGCCGGCCGUCGUGCUGUCCGGCAUCAUUACCGGCACAGCCGAAGACGCCGCUUUAGGCAUGCUAGCCGACACCGAGGCACACGCUAUGAUGCGCAACUCGUACUUGGGAACGGAGCUAGAGGACUCGCGUCUGCUUGCGGUUCUCGUACACCCGGACGCGGAGCACCCGCUCAACUUUAUCGGGUUGAAGUGGGGGCUCCAGUCGUACGGCCGGUUCAGCCAGGCCCGUGAUUUCCUGUUUCUCGAGGCGUCAGGUCUCAUGAAAGACACGAAGGGCAAGCUGGUCGCCUACGGUGUGCGUCAAUCUGUAGAUAUUUCGGACGUGUUGAAGCUUCCACGCCCGUCCGAUUGCAUCCGUGGUCAAAUGUCCGGGUGCCAGACGUUCGCGAACACAGGCCUACCACCUGCAGACCCCCGUCACCGGUCCGUCGAGAUGUUCUCUCGUGCGUUCCUGGAGCUAGAUGGAGACGUGCCGGUCAAUGUAGCAGCCACGGCAUACGCCGAAAACCUUAUGGCUCUCGUGAAUUCCAUCGAGUGCGCCAACGCCUACAAACUCACGUGGUUGAUGAAAAAAUCUGCUCGCACGACGCACGGCCGUCUCGGAUCGGCCGGUCACUGCGCCAACUGUACGCGCAGUCUCAACAGGCUCGGAAACCUACUACUUCAACGCGGUGGCACGUGCCACGUCUGCCGACGCGUUUUGUGCGGUAAAUGCGUAGUGAACAAGAAGAUCUCGGUCGGUAUCGGCGCCGAUGUCAUGCAAAAGUCCAUGCUCUUCUGUCUCGAGUGUCUGCUUGAAGCCAAACAGACCCCUGCUCAUCAGGUUGCCGUGGACAUGUUGAAUUGGUAG
Messenger RNA from Phytophthora infestans T30-4, 1227 nucleotides. RefSeq lists its product as uncharacterized. The transcript has a single exon. The coding region runs from base 1 to 1227 and encodes 408 amino acids. NCBI's taxonomy places the organism in Eukaryota, Oomycota, Peronosporomycetes, Peronosporales, Peronosporaceae. The record is from RefSeq and is a predicted model, not a curated record.